Messenger RNA from Ananas comosus (pineapple), 594 nucleotides. RefSeq lists its product as uncharacterized. The record is from RefSeq and is a predicted model, not a curated record. Bases 1 to 594 code for a protein of 197 amino acids. The transcript has a single exon. NCBI's taxonomy places the organism in Eukaryota, Viridiplantae, Streptophyta, Magnoliopsida, Poales, Bromeliaceae.
AUGGAACAAUUGAAUGAAUUUCGUCGUUGCAACCCUCGUAUUUUUGACGGAGAAAAAGCUGAUCAUUGGGUGGUCGAGAAAUGGCUGAUGCACAUGGAGAAACUGUUUUAUGAUACUUUCGUCGAUGAGGGAUAUCGGGUUUGGUUUGCGACACACCAUCUCGAUGGCGAGGGUUACAGGUGGUGGGUGGAUAUUCGUGAGGAUCCUCGUACUGAUUUGUCCGCUAUUACCUGGACGAGGUUCAAGGAAUUACUGUUGACUACUUAUUUUCCUCAGAGUGUAAAAAGGCAAAUGGAAAGGGAUUUAAGAAACCUGAGACAGGGGGACAGGACAAUAGCUGAGUAUGAGCGAGAGUUCUUCCGAUUACUGCAUUGUGUUCCUUUUGUGGUCCGAGAUGAUGAGGAUAAGGCUCGGAUUUUUGAGGUAGGUUUGCGGCCUGCGAUUUUCAGAUUGGUCCAGGCGUCAAACCUUUCCACUUACAGGGAAGUAGUGAACCGGGCUUUGAUUGUGGAAAAGGGGGCGGAGAUUAUGAAGGAAAGAGAUGUUGUGGAUCAGAGUAAAGGAAAAAGGCCAGCAGCUGAGAGCAGUGGUUAG